GUCAAUUUCUGCACAGUCGAGCAUCGGCUGAAGACGGCUUUUCUCGUAUCCGUGCUCAACACCUUCUGCCACUACGAUCCCAUUGGCUAUGGCAUCCCCUUCAACUACCUCGUGGCUGGAGACUACUACGAAGAGCUGGCCUCUCCGUGCGUGCACGUGCUCAUUGUUCUAUUUUCGUAUCAGACACGUGGUCUGCACGCCAGCCAGGGCCUUGCCCAGAAACAGGAGGGGGAGCAACGCUCGGCGCACCCGACCACACCACAACCCAAUGGAGCGGUCGUGAUCAAUCUAUUCGACCACUUCAACAAGGGCCUGAGCCUGGCGGAUCGUACGGUGGUCUACCGUGCACUGCGACGCAUGCUACUGAUUCCCAGCACGCCCGGAUACAUCAACACACAGCAGAGUUUCAACCUGCGCAGAGAAGCGCUGCUACUGCUGUGGCGGUACCUGGGUGAGCACCCGAGCUUUCUCGAGCAGGUGGCGUCUUCACCGGAUGUGACGGAGUUAGUGGAACCCAUACUAAUCAUCGCACUCAAUAACCGAUCGGAACUCCGAAGUUUGGGCAUAGUGCACAUUGCCGUGUUUGUGCUGCUGAUACUGAGCAGUGACCGUAACUUCGGUGUGGCGCUGAACAAACCCUUCCACAGUGUUUACGGUAUCGAUGUCGCCUCCUUCACGGGCCACCAUGGCGAUGUGCUGUUGCUGGGUAUACACAAACUAAUGACGCACGGGCACACCAAGUUAGUGGUCAUCCACGAUCAUCUGCUGCGGAUUUUCUCCAAUGUCGCUCCAUUCCUGAAAUCCAUCUCUAAGGUGACGGCUACAAAAUACAUCGCACUGUUCGAAAUCCUUUCUUCGCCCAGGUACGUGUGUUCGAGCCCGCACCAUCCGAACUUCCUGUACUAUCUGCUGGAAGGUCUGAACAGUCUGAUCCAUUACCACUUUGACGGCAAUGUGACGGUGGCCUACGCCAUACUGCGCCGACGUGAACUGUUCGAGAAACUCGACAAACUACAAGAGCUGCCGCAAGGACUGACGAAACCCAAAUCCUCCAACGAUGCACCUGCAAAGGGUGUUAACAGCGAGCAAGCAAACUCUUCGGAUGGUGGUACGGCUAAUGGACAGGUGGUUAGUAAGAACGACUGGAAGCCGACCACCAAAUGGAUACAACUUUGGAAAUCAUCCCUGCCCUUAGCGACUAUUUUAGCGCUGAUCGGCAAUCUGGGUCCGAAAGUGGACGAUUUCUGUAUAAAGAACGAGCCCAGCGAAGAAGAGAUUGUGGAAUAUCUGCGCGCAGGGACGAUUGUAGGACUGUUGCCACCCGCACGCGAAAUACGGCUGCACAAGUACCAACCCCAGCGCUACGACGGUCCCUGGCUUGCAGCUUACAUUUGGGGGGUCAUAUACCUCUCUUGCCGCACACCGGAGUUCUGGAUUGGGACCAAUGUGCAGUUCUUUGAAGUCAAGUUUGUGGGCAAGGACGAGAAGAAUAUAUAAUUAAAUGGACGUGGAGGAAUUACCGGGACAUGCUCGAGCAACACGGCAACGCACGUUCCUCAUAGCUCCCACACAUAAUAAGUGACAGAUUUUUGCAUGUCUGCAGGCAUGUGCAUUUGCUUGUGUGUACGCAUGCAUGCGUGUGAGAAAGGGCUUGUUGACAUCGGAAAAGUGCUCAAGAAACGUGUGGGCGAGCCCUGCGCUAGAACGGCUACUAGAGUCAGCGGGGGACAUACUGUAUAUUCCCAUUUGUAGCCAGUGGACAACCGUCUAGUUUGUAUUUG
Messenger RNA from Sphaeroforma arctica JP610, 1781 nucleotides. RefSeq lists its product as hypothetical. Lineage: Eukaryota; Ichthyosporea; Ichthyophonida. The annotation marks the transcript as partial. Gene Ontology annotation, cellular component: membrane; Golgi trans cisterna; Golgi medial cisterna. The transcript has 9 exons. The record is from RefSeq and is a predicted model, not a curated record.